AUGUGGAGUAUGAGUGCAUGUUUAGGAGAAGUAAAAACCAAUAGUAAGAUAUACGCAAUGGACAUAUACAAUGAACAUUUAGUAGCAGGACUAGCAGAUAAAACAAUAAAGUAUGUCAAUCUUAAUACAAAUGAUAUGAAGGUAAUAAGACCAGAUAAUUUAGAUCACAAUAUAAGAUCAAUAUCAGUGACAGUAGAUUCAGGUUAUAAUGCACCUCCAUUGGUAUCAGUAGGUGAUGUGGUAGGUAAAGUAAUGAUAGUUAAUAUCAUGUCAGAUAAAACAGAGAAUAAUGUUAAACUACAUAGAAUUGAUAAGAAGUGUUAUGCCACUAAUAAAGUUGGAUUUGUGCCAGAUAAAACAAAUAUUGUUGUAUCAGGUGGUUCAGAUGGUAAAUUUGUAAUUUUUAAUAGAAAUAGAAGACUUAAUGUUUAUUCUAAUUCAUUUAAUUCACCAAUAUCUGAUUUGAGAGUUACUAAAGAUUGUAUUGUAUUUGCUACUGGUUAUGACUGGUCAAAAGGCUAUCAAAGUAAUGUUUCUCCUAUUGAAAUUAAAUUUAUUGAUUCCAGUAAAUUAAAACUUGAAUAA
This is a messenger RNA of Hepatospora eriocheir, 585 nucleotides long. NCBI's taxonomy places the organism in Eukaryota, Fungi, Microsporidia, Hepatosporidae. The record is from the annotation of a GenBank genome assembly.